AGAAGGACGAGGGGGGCGCCGAGGAGCGUCUCGUCAUGGCGCGGCCUGCAGCCGCCGGUAAACUUGUUAGGCUCUUGGACCGAAAUGCCCUUUCCGUUCCGCAGAUGACUAAAGCAACGCGGUGGCAGAUCAACAGAAGGUUGUGCACUAAACCUCCAGAAGGCAGUGCUCCAAAGCCUUCGGGCUUCAAACUGCCAGGGCACAAGCCCUCCGAGUGGGACAAGAAGAUUUUGGUCUGGACGGGCCGUUUCAAGAAACCAGAAGACAUACCAGAAACCCUGUCGUUCGAAGUGGUCGAUGUUGCCAGGAACAAGGUCCGCGUGAGGAUAAGCUACCUGAUGAUCGCCUUGACCAUCAUGGGCUGCGUGGCCAUGGUCAUCUCGGGGAAACGGGCUGUUGGAAGACAUGAAUCCCUCACCAGCAUGAAUUUGGAGAAAAAAGCUCGCUUGAGAGAAGAGGCCCAGAGCACCCUGGCCAAGCCCUAACCAAUAACACCGGGGCGCAAGUUGUAGCUUUUUGUGUUUCAGAAACAGGGAAUAAAUUAUUUGCUAACAGCCCCAAAGCUUCGUUCCUUCCCAACGAGGACUUCCGUGUUUUGCUUGUGUUGGGCACCCAUUAAUAGCAUGUAAAGGAAACCGGACUUUCCGUUCACCUAUGAGGCUCUUAACGUUCAAGGCCCUUGUCAAAUGCGUGCUGCCCUGCCCAUGUGGCAGGCCUGCAAAAGGUACCGAAUUGAUCUUGACUGGAGAAAAAUGUAUGUAAAGCUUGUUUUGUAUCAACGAGAAGCAGGGAUGUCUUCACACAGUGUGUUUUCCCUUGUACUUAAUGUAAACACACACCGCGGCAGCAGUAAAGGAGUAUAUAUAUAUAUAUUGCACUAUUGCUUGUUUGUAAGAUUUUAUCUGUAGAAGCCAAAUUUUUUCACAGUAAAUUGCAGUGAUCGAUAGCUGCUUAUUUUGGUGACGGUCUGAAAUUCCCUAAAGCACUUGCCACUGUCCCCGAGGUUUUCAGAAGCCAUCGUUUUAGGAAACGUGGUGCAAAGUGCUGUCAAGUCACAGCUGA
Gekko japonicus is the source of this 1062-nucleotide messenger RNA. It is a transcript of the gene FAM162A, whose product is annotated as family with sequence similarity 162 member A. Gene Ontology annotation, biological process: positive regulation of release of cytochrome c from mitochondria; neuron apoptotic process; cellular response to hypoxia. The coding region runs from base 36 to 485 and encodes 149 amino acids. The record is from RefSeq and is a predicted model, not a curated record. The transcript is spliced from 5 exons. Gene Ontology annotation, cellular component: mitochondrion. Lineage: Eukaryota; Metazoa; Chordata; Lepidosauria; Squamata; Gekkonidae.